This is a messenger RNA of Ordospora pajunii, 1023 nucleotides long. RefSeq lists its product as uncharacterized. The coding region runs from base 1 to 1023 and encodes 340 amino acids. The record is from RefSeq and is a predicted model, not a curated record. Gene Ontology annotation, molecular function: DNA replication origin binding; ATP hydrolysis activity. Gene Ontology annotation, biological process: mitotic DNA replication checkpoint signaling. The transcript has a single exon. NCBI's taxonomy places the organism in Eukaryota, Fungi, Microsporidia, Ordosporidae.
AUGGUGGUUGAGUGCAGAGCGGAGGAGUAUCUGAAGCUUGAAAAAUACUUGGACAUGUUUCUGAGUGCUGGAAGAGGAGGAGCGGUUUAUGUCAGUGGAGUUCCUGGCUCAGGGAAGACUUACACAUUAUCUAGGCUGCUUGAUAAUCGGAAGGUUGAGCAUGCUUUUGUUAAUGUGAUGGGAUUUAGGAACAAGAGUGAUGUAUUCAGGAUGAUUGCAAAGGAAAUGGCAUGCACUCGGCACGAGAAAGUUGUGCUUGCAUCGGACUUGAGAAAGCAUUUGGAAGUGUGUGAGGAGUGGCACGUGGCGGUGAUCGAUGAGGUUGAUGUGCUUGUAGGGCGCAGCCAAAGGAUACUGUACAAUUUGUUUGAGAUGUCCUGUGCUGAGCGAGGGAAGCUUGCGAUGUUUUUGAUAUCCAACACCAUGGAUCUUCCUGAGAGGAUGUUUGAGCCAAAGGUGUGCAGCAGGAUGGGGAGGCUGAGAGUGAACUUUGCGCCAUAUACCUCUGAGCAGCUUGCAAGGAUAGUUGGGGCCAGGGAGAUGGACAAGAAGUGCAUUGAGCUUGUUUCGAAGAGGAUAGGUGCGGUGAGUGGGGAUGUACGCAGGGUUCAGGACGUGAUGAGCAGGAUUGAGGAGGAUAACGAAGGAGAUGCAGGAGUAGUUGAUGCGAAUGAGGCAAUGAAGAGGAUGUAUACGCCGAUGUAUGCGAGAUACCUGCAAGAGAUGAGGUUUGAUGCGAAGGUUGUGCUGAGACUGAUGAGCGUAGGAAUGGGUGGAAAGAGGGUUCUGGAGGUCUAUGAGGAGGUGGAAGGGUUUUACAGGCGGGCAAAGAUGGAAACGAUUGACUAUUUUAGAUUUGAGGACGUAGUGGCGAAGCUUGUUGAGUAUGGAAUACUUAAACGAAGGAAGGAAGGAAGGGAGAUUGAGAUGAUGGUGCUGAGCGAAGAGAUUGAGAAGGUGCUGGGGGAUGAUCUGGAGUAUAUGAUGAUUUCGAAAGCAAUCAGGAUGGUAGAUGAUGGAUGA